AUGUCAAAUCUCAAGCAGCUCGCCAUCAAACUCGGCACGGACGGGCCUCAUAAAGUCCUGCCAACACCGAGGCUCAUCCAGCUUUUGUUCAACGGUCUCUAUAUCGUCAAGACGACGGACGCCCGAUAUGUCUGGGAGCAUCCUUUCUACCCACAAUUCUACGUACCAGCGCAGGCACUUCACGAUGCCACCAAGUCUGGCCAGCUUACGAUCACGGACGGCGAGACCUACAAGUCCGACAACGGCGACACGAUCGGCAAGCAACUCGUCCUCAAAGUCGGCGAACGCACUAUCGACAAAACCGUCUCCUUUGACUCGGCACUCGCUGGACCAGCCAAAGACCUCGCUGGUCUCGUCAAGAUCGACUUUGACAGCGUAGACCAAUGGUUCGAGGAAGCGAGCCCCAUCUUCGUGCACCCGAAGGAUCCGUUCAAACGAAUCGAGAUCAUCCAAUCCACUCGGCCGAUUCGCGUGUUGAUCGAUGGACAACAAGUGGCCAAGACAACAACAUCUCAGCAUCUCUAUGAGACUGGCUUGCCAGCGAGGUUCUACCUGCCGAUGACAGAUGUCGAUCCUGCCGUGCUUCGACCAAGCAAGACGAAGACGAAAUGUCCUUACAAGGGCGAGGCAGAGUACUACUCUGUUGAGGUCAACGGGAAGCUGCACGAAGAUGUUGUCUGGUAUUACAACCGUCCGACGAUCGAGAGUGCUCAGGUCGUUGGUCUGCUGUGCUUCUACAACGAGAAAGUCGAUAUUGAGCUGGAUGGCAAGAUCCUUGAGCGUCCAAAGACGCAUUUUGGCAAGCCGAGCGAUAAUAAGAAGCCAUCGAUAGGCUGA
Messenger RNA from Recurvomyces mirabilis, 837 nucleotides. RefSeq lists its product as uncharacterized. Bases 1 to 837 code for a protein of 278 amino acids. The record is from RefSeq and is a predicted model, not a curated record. The transcript has 3 exons. NCBI's taxonomy places the organism in Eukaryota, Fungi, Ascomycota, Dothideomycetes, Mycosphaerellales, Teratosphaeriaceae.